Silurus meridionalis is the source of this 3232-nucleotide messenger RNA. It is a transcript of the gene malt2, whose product is annotated as MALT paracaspase 2. The transcript has 17 exons. Bases 477 to 2882 code for a protein of 801 amino acids. Gene Ontology annotation, molecular function: cysteine-type endopeptidase activity. The record is from RefSeq and is a predicted model, not a curated record. NCBI's taxonomy places the organism in Eukaryota, Metazoa, Chordata, Actinopteri, Siluriformes, Siluridae. Gene Ontology annotation, biological process: proteolysis.
GAUAGAUAGAUAGAUAGAUAGAUAGAUAGAUAGAUAAGUGGGUGCACUGUUGCAGGCGGCGAAGGCGAAAGUAAAAGCUCUCUCACACACACACGCACGCACGCGCACGCCCGCGCGCACACACGCACAUGCACAGGCGCGCGCGGAGCUGCAGAGUGGAGGUGCCAUGCAAAUGCGUGUUAGAAAGAGGAACUGGCGGCCCGACAAACUGAACUCAAGCUGAGAAGCUUCAGGAUUCAGGAUCUUCAGUUUGGCGGUUGGUGUAGCGCUUUUGUGCUCCUGCUCGACCUUCCACCUGCAGAUCCGACCGGCAGGAGGCUGAUGGACCUCUUCCUGUUCGCAGUGCGAGAUUUUUAAACUCUGAUUAUUCUUAAAUAAAAUCUCAUUAAAGGCCUGCGAGUGAAGACACUUCCGGGGGAAAAGCCGCUAUACGCUGUAGCACAGUUGCUGGAAUUCUGAGGGAACGUUGCUGAAGUAUGGAUGAAUGGAAUUUGGGCUUGGAGACCUUGAACGAGGUGGCACUGAACAGACUCGCAGAAAUGCUGGACAAUUCAAACUGUGGCUGGAGACAACUGGCAGCAGCAUUUAAAGAGCAGUCGAAAUUCUUCUGCAGUGAGAAGGAGAUGACCAGCUGCUCUCUUCAGGUGCUCAAUGCUCGUGGCAGUCCUAGCCGAUACCUGCUGUCUUUGCUCGCUGAAAAGAAAUGCCCGCUGGCCUUGUUGCUGCAGUGCCUUAAAAAGAUCGAACACCACAAUGCUGCCAGUUUACUCACUACAUAUGUGGAACCAAUAAAGAUACUGACAAAUCCUCAGACUGUCCAGGUCCCGAUAGGUAGCACAGUAACGCUGGUCUGCAAAGCUGUUGGCCCGCCGGGACUCACCUACCAGUGGUUCAGGAAAAAAGAAGAGGUGCCUGGUGGAAAUGCCUCGGAGCUGAUUCUGAAGCCAGCUCAGGAAGGCUCCUACAUUUGUCGCGUCAACUCCGAGGGGAAAUACGUGUUCAGUGGGUGGGCUUACGUCCGAGUGUUUCGCCCUUACGAUUCAGGCUCUGAGGUGAGCUUCCCAUCAUCAGUGAGCAGGCUGUGUAUAACAGAGCAGCCCAGAGCUCAGCUGCUGUCUGAGGGCGAUACUUUACUUCUGGAAUGUUCUGCACAAGGAAACCCACCUCCCCAGUUUCAGUGGUACCACAACCAGCAACCUCUCCUGAAGGCUAUCAGACAUUUCAUAAAGAUUCCGUGUGUUACCACAGCAGACAGAGGUGUCUACAGAUGCAGAGUGUUUACUCCCAAUCAUGAGCUGUGGAGCGACAAUGUGCAAGUAGAAAUUGGUCCUGGGUCCUGCGCUGAGGCCUACUGGGAAGCCAAUGAUGAACACAAAGCCGAUUCUCUUCCACGACAGAUGGGGGAUUUAUAUGCCACAGACAAGGUGGCACUGCUGAUGGGGAAUAUGAAUUACGCGCACCAUCGCGAGCUCAGAGCCCCCAUGGCUGAUGUGUAUGAGCUGAGCAACCUCUUGCGGCAGCUCGAUUUCAAAGUGGUCUCGCUGCUCGACCUCAACCGGCACGAGAUGCACCGAGCCGUCAGCGAGUUCCUGCUGCUGCUCGGCCGCGGAGUCUAUGGGCUGCUUUACUUUGCUGGACACGGUUAUGAGAAUUAUGGAAACAGCUUCAUGGUGCCGAUAGACGCCCCGGCAUCGUACACCUCGGAUCACUGUCUGUGGGUGCAGGACGUCCUACAGCGCAUGCAGGAGCGGCAGACUGGCCUCAACGUCUUCUUGCUUGACAUGUGUCGCAAGCGAAACCUGAAUGAUGACAUCAUUCAGCAGCCUGGGCCGCUGAAAGUCACGGCAAACAUCGUGUUUGGCUACGCAACAUGCGUUGACGCGGAGGCUUUUGAGGUCAACAAAGAUGACCUGUCCAAUGGCAUCUUCAUGAGCUUCCUGAAGAAGAGACUGAUGGAGCAGGAGAAGGUCACCGUCAUGCUGGACAGAGUAGCUGAAGAUAUGGGAAGAUGCGAGUUGACCCGUGGUCGGCAGGCCCUGGAGCUGCGGAGCAACCUAUCGGAGCGGCGGACUCUGACGGAUCGUAUUCAGGCACCAGAGUGUCCAGUUAUGGCUUCGACACGCAACCUGCAGUGGUCUAUAGCACAUGCUCUUCCUGAGAGUCGCGUGCUUCAGUUUGACUGUGGUGUGAAGGUGCAGUUGGGUUUCGCAGCAGAGUUUUCCAACAUCAUGAUCAUCUACACCCGGAUACUAGAGACACCGGCAGACAUCAGAACCUGCUCCGCCGAGCUGUCUGAUUUUACUGAGGGCCCAGAGGUGGAUCUUAAGCGUACCAAUCAGGCGAGUCUCCGAGACGCUGGGAGUUUGCUGUUAGUCAUGGACGAUCGUCUACAACAAGAGCAGCCUCGACUCUUCACUCGUCUUUGUGCACUGCAAAGACUCAAGAACGAGCUAUCAUUCACUGUGUGUCUGCACUUUCAGUAUGAUAAUCUCGACGAGGCGGUGCACGAACAGCGAAAUGUAACCGUAGGUAAGCCUCUGGUUUCCAAACUGAACCUUCACGAGCCACAUCGGCUCCACACUUCGACAGCAUCGUUCUCUUCUGACCUGCAGUCUACCAGCAUGCCACUGUACUCGUCGUUUGCUCAAGAUUUGCAGGCCAGUUUGCCCUCCUUUACCAGUGCUUCCUUUGCUGAAUCGACUGACGCCUGCUUUUAUACCCAUCCGGGAAUUUCCUCCGCUUCUGAUCUGAGGAGGAUAAAUGAACCAGAGGAGAACAUCAGCCCUGAGUUCCUCAUGUCAGUGGAACCCAGAGCGUCCAAGAGUUUGACCCACGCUGCUGUGGACAAGCCUCCGAAUUUCAGCCACUUUCACUCCUUUUAGUGUGACAAGAAGAAAUGAAAGAAAUGCAAGUUGAAGCCGAAAAGCGCAGCUGCCCAGUGGUGCUUAGUUCUGAGUCAUUUCUUGUAUAUGAGAGCCUCAAGGCAUUACAAAAACAUGAUGCUAUCUUUAUGGUGCAAGCAAUUAAUCUGAAUGUAUAUUUUAUAAAAAAUGAUUUACGAUCUACUUUGGAGAACAUGUACAUGUGUAUAAAUGUCAUCCAGUUAGCCGAUAGAAGCAUAACAGAGUAGAACAUGGUGGACAAUAGUACAAUAUUAAAGUCUUAAAUGUAUAUCGUGUUUUGAAAUAUGUAGAGAUUAGGGAUGCAUAAUAAAAUUAUGAAAUGUGGUUUA